UCGCUCUCAUCAAGGGUAAACCCUAAAUCAUCAUCCUAUCCAUCAAUUUUCUCUCUCUAGAUUUUUCCGAUUUCUCUUUUUCUCUCUCUAAAUUUUUUACAAAAUUCCCACCAGAAAAUCUAAGAGAAGAAAUUUCCACCAUCGCCGGAAAUUUUCGAAUUGAGUUCACCGGAAAAUUUUGGAUUAAAUUCGCCGGAAAGUUCCGAUCGUCGUGUAUUUUGUCAAAUGGUAUGGUGGCUAUUCAGAGGGAAAACGACGUCGCAUUUGUAACUGGAAAUAAAAAAACGUCGAAAUUAUCGUCGGAGAUUCGUCGGUUUUUAUGGCGUCGGCGAUGUUAGUUAGCCGAAAUGAGUCGAGUAAAUUUCUCUCACCAAAUCAUCAUCAACCACCAAGAACAUCAGCUAAUUUCAUGGGGAAAAUCCCUUUUCUUAACCCUAACCCUAACCCUAACUUUACCCCUAACAACAACCACUUUUCUAGGAAGCAAUUAAACCACCAAAAUGGGGACGAAUUACCGAAUCCUGUCACCGACGAUGCGGCGUCGUUUAAUCAUCAUCAGAAGUCAAAUGAUGGCGGAGGGAUGUCGCGUUACGUCCAUUACGACAUUACGAGGUAUUCAAAGAUGGAGAUUCGUUCGUUGAAGAGUCGAUUGAUAUCGGAGCUUGACAAAGUUCGUUCUCUCACAAAUCAAAUUGAGACUGGCGAGCUGCGGAAUGUUUCGAUUAACAACAAUGGCAACCACCUCCCAAAGAAGCGACCCUUUCCGGUUCAACAGCCGGUGAAAGAGGUGAAACGCGGGAAGCAACAGCCGCAAUCGCAUCAGCAGCAACCAGCGUAUGUGGCUAGUUCUCAAGUGAUGAAAAUGUGCGCGCAGGUUCUUUCGAAGGUGAUGAAGCAGAAGGCUGGGUAUGUUUUUAAUGAGCCAGUCGAUGUUGUUGGAAUGGGGCUACAUGAUUAUAAUUCGAUUGUGAAGCGGCCAAUGGAUCUUGGAACUAUCAGGAAAAAUAUGGGGACUAAACUUUAUCGAACGCCUGAUGAAUUUGCUGCAGAUGUUCGUUUGACUUUCAACAAUGCACUUAUGUAUAACCCUAAGGGGCAUGAAGUUCAUUCGUUGGCUGAGAAAUUUCUUGAGAAAUUUGAGCAGUGUUUCCGACCAGUUUAUCACAAGUUUCAGCUGGAAAAGCAGCAGUACUUGAAGCAGCAGAAGGUGGAAACUCGGCCAAAGGAGGAUAUGAUUGUGGUGGUUGAUGAAGUCCAGGGGACUUCUUGGAGUAAAAACCCAUCCCCUGAGCCUCCUAGGAUCAGGAGUCCUCAGAAAAAGCCCGAGCCUCGGCCAGAACCAAGGUUGGAACCCCCACCAAGGCCAGAACCGAGGCAAGAACCCCCACCAAGGCCAGAACCGAGGCAAGAACCCCCACUAAGGUCAGAACCUCCACCCAGGCUUGAACCGAGGUUGGAGCCUCCCUUAAGGCCCACACCUCAACCCAGGUUUGAACCAAGGUUGGAGCCCCCGUCAAAGCCCGAAACCCCACCAAGGCAUGUACCCGCACCUGAACCAGUGGAAGAACGGGCACAUGUGCCAUUGCAAGAGGUAGUUAGAGCGGGGUUGGUGGUAGCAGAGAGACGGUCGAAGUUGCCGAAGCCAAAAGCUAAGGAUCCCAAUAAGAGGGAGAUGAAUAUGGAAGAGAAGCAUAAGUUGGGAGCUGGGUUGCAGAGUUUACCGGAGGAGAAGAUGUCACAGGUGAUUCAGAUAAUCAGGAAGAGGAAUGGGGAUUUGACACAAGACGGGGAUGAAAUUGAGCUUGAUAUUGAGGCUGUUGAUACGGAGACUCUGUGGGAACUUGAUAGGUUUGUGACUAAUUAUAAGAAGAUGGUCAGUAAGCAGAGGAGGCAAGCUUUGAUGGAUAUGCCAAACGGCAAUGUAGGUCAUCAUGAUUAUUCUGAUCAGGUUGGUGUGAGUGAGAGGGUGACGGAAACGGCAAAGGCAGUGAAGAGAAGUGGAGGAGGAGAUGUUGGGGAUGAGGAUGUGGAUAUUGGGGGGGAUGAAGUGCCGGUCCACAAUUUCCCUCCUGUUGAGAUUGACAAAGAUGAUGAUAGAAAUCAUGAUGGUGACACUAGUAGUAGUAGUUCAAGCAGUUCAGGCAGUGAUUCCUCUUCUUCAAGUGAUUCUGAUUCAGGGAGUUCAUCGGGUAGUGAUUCGGAUGUUGAUGAUGCCCAAUCACGCGACAACGAGUCUAAGAACAUUCCCCAUUGAUGAUAAAUCAAAAUCUCAAGAUUGCUGGGAUGAAUGGCAUUUUUUUGAGGGGUUCCUCCCUGUGCUCUCUUGUUCAAAUUCGAGAAAAGGAUUCCUUUUGUUGUUUGUUGUUGCUAAGAAAACAUCAAUUGUUGGCCUUUUGCUUAGUGUAGACUCAUUGUACAGAGGAAGAGAAACUUUUGAGUAGGUUUUUUGUUGGUGGGGUCUCUCAAAAUGGUGGUGGUUGCAUUGCCGAAGGAAGAAGAUCCAGAAGGAAAUUGAUGAUGGGUUUUGCUUUUUGCACAAGGGAAGAAUUUAACUUGCGAAGAAGAGGAAGAAAAGAAGCUUCAGAAUAGUAAUGUAAAGAUGGUAGUACUAAGGCCUUUAAGGGUCACAAACAGGAAAAGAGAGGGAAAUUUGUAGGGUAGGGAAGGUAUUUUAGGUUAGGGAAAAUGGUAGAUUUCCCUUAAAAACAAUUGUUAGUCUGUUAAAAUGAAGGUAGGAAGGAGAGGUUGUUGUUUAAAUUUUUGUUUUGAUUUGAGAAGAUGGGUAUUUUAGGAGAGAGAAAGUUGGGAUACUUUUGUACACAUGACAACACCUUUUGCUUAAAUACAUGCGAAGAAGAGAUUUAUGAUCCUAAA
Molecule: messenger RNA, 2874 nt
Organism: Spinacia oleracea (spinach)
Lineage: Eukaryota; Viridiplantae; Streptophyta; Magnoliopsida; Caryophyllales; Amaranthaceae
Product: transcription factor GTE7
Exons: 3
Coding region: 320-2254 (644 amino acids)
Molecular function (GO): protein binding
Source: RefSeq, a predicted model, not a curated record